Rosa rugosa (rugosa rose) is the source of this 372-nucleotide messenger RNA. RefSeq lists its product as uncharacterized. Bases 1 to 372 code for a protein of 123 amino acids. The record is from RefSeq and is a predicted model, not a curated record. The transcript is spliced from 2 exons. NCBI's taxonomy places the organism in Eukaryota, Viridiplantae, Streptophyta, Magnoliopsida, Rosales, Rosaceae.
AUGGCUGCUGCACUUCGAGUUGUCAGAUACUUGAAAUCCUCUCCUGGCCAAGGUUUGCUUUUAAGUUCCAAUAGCAAUUUGAAUUUGAGAGCUUUUUGUGAUUCAGAUUGGGCGGGUUGUCCUAUUACUCGUCGGUCUACUACUGGAUAUUGUGUUUUCUUAGGAGAUUCUUUGAUCUCAUGGCGUAUCAAAAGACAAAAGACGGUCUCAUUGUCUAGUGCUGAGGCCGAGUAUAGAGCAAUGGCUGUCAGCACCCGAUACGUUGGUUCUUUACAACAGUUAGCAGAUAUAUUCACAAAGGCAUUGGGCAAAGACAAGUUCAAAGCCUUGUUAUGCAAGUUGGGAGUACUUGAUAUUCACUCUCCAACUUGA